Molecule: messenger RNA, 1912 nt
Organism: Cyprinus carpio (common carp)
Lineage: Eukaryota; Metazoa; Chordata; Actinopteri; Cypriniformes; Cyprinidae
Gene: abhd12
Product: abhydrolase domain containing 12, lysophospholipase
Exons: 15
Coding region: 107-1261 (384 amino acids)
Biological process (GO): phosphatidylserine catabolic process; monoacylglycerol catabolic process
Cellular component (GO): endoplasmic reticulum membrane
Molecular function (GO): phosphatidylcholine lysophospholipase A1 activity; monoacylglycerol lipase activity
Source: RefSeq, a predicted model, not a curated record
GAAUUAUUGAGUUAUGGUCACGUGAGAGGAAACUCACUGGAAAAACUCACUAGUCCACGCGUCCUGUCAAAACAUCCACAAUGAAAUCCCAUCAGAAUGAACAGUGAUGCGAAAGCGAAAAGGCAGCGCAGACCAUGACAGCUCGUUCACGGGUAACGUUACACUACUGGACGGCAGCUCUGAUCUAAAGCAGUGCCACAAAAAGACAGACGCUGCCUCUGAUCCAGGAGGUUCGGGGACAGCGAUGGGGAGACGCUACAGAAGGGGUGGUCUGAUAUGGAGGCUGAGGAGGAUACUGAUCUGGGUGCUGGGAAUCUACAUCGCAGUCCCUGUUAUCAUCAAAGUCUGUCCAUCAAUACAAGCGAAAUUAGUAUUUUUAAACUUUGUGCGAGUGCCGUAUUUUAUAGAUCUGAAGAGACCACAGGAUCAGGGCUUGAAUCACACUCGCAACUUCUACCUGCAGCCGGAGGAGGGAAUUAACAUUGGAGUGUGGCACACAGUACCUUCAGUGAUGUGGAGGGAGGCUCAGGCAAAAGAUGCUGAAUGGUAUGACAAAAGCUUCCAAUCCAGUCAUCCGGUCAUCCUGUAUCUCCAUGGCAAUGCUGGAACAAGAGGAGGGGAUCACAGGGUUCAGCUGUACAAGGUUCUUAGUUCAUUAGGCUACCAUGUAGUCACAUUCGAUUAUAGAGGUUGGGGUGACUCUGAGGGCAGCCCUUCGGAGAAAGGCAUGACGUCAGAUGCUCUCUUCCUCUACCAGUGGAUAAAGCAGCGGAUUGGCCAGAAGCCUCUGUACAUCUGGGGACACUCACUUGGCACAGGAGUGGCCACUAACCUAGUGAGACGUCUGUGUGACAGGGGAACGCCCCCAGACGCCCUAAUUUUAGAGUCACCCUUUACCAAUAUCAGAGAGGAAGCCAAGAGCCAUCCCUUCUCUUUGGUUUACAGAUAUCUGCCAGGCUUUGACUGGUUCUUCCUGGAUUCUAUAACUGCAAAUGAUAUCCGAUUUGCCAGUGAUGAAAAUGUCAACCACAUAUCCUGUCCGGUUCUGAUACUGCAUGCAGAAGAUGACACAGUCGUACCUUUCCAGCUGGGAAAGAAGCUAUAUGAUUUGGCGGCUCAGAGCAAGAGUCUGAACGGUCAUAAGGUUCAGUUCAUCCCGUUCCCCAGCUCUCUGGGCUACAGACACAAGUUCAUCUACAAGAGCCCACAGCUACCACAUAUACUCAGUGAUUUUCUCAGUGUGCCGCAUCCCCACGUGUAGUCAUGAUCAUUUCAGCCGACUGCCCUCUCUCUCACACACUCUCAGUCAAACACACACAUGUACACAGUCUAUGUGAUCUGCACUGUGUACAUGCACACACAAGCAUGGACUGAAGAUGCACCAGUUCUUUUGCAUUUCUUUGUUAACUUAAAACCUGGAGGAAGAAAGUUAUCAUCAUUAAGAGAGAGACAGGGCUGUGUGAUUUCUUACACCGCCUCCUGUUGCCAUGGUAACAGAUCUGAAGUGGCAGCUGGAGCACAAAGUAUGCAAAAUAAUAAUAAGAUAAUGCACUUAAAUAAUGCUUAAGUCAACAACCCUCUUCAAAGGAGAGACGUACUGAUGAAGUUUUAGCCAUGGCACUGCGAAGACCACGAGGAUUAUGGUCAAAGGGAUGAAAGAGGACAACAUGCUAUAAUGAUGUCAUUGUCAGUGCUUGCUGACUGCAGUUCACUCCUUUUUUACGAACAUAAAACAACGACAAUAUCAUGGACCUUGUUUCAAUUCUGAAAUCCACUCAAUGUGAACAGCGAGUUGUGUACAAUAAAAUGUGUCUUUUCUUUUUUUCUAUCUUUAUUUUUCCUCACGAUUUGAAUCAUGAUUUAAAAUGCAGAAUUUUGUGCUGCUUGGCAUUAAAACUCUGUGAUAUUUUUA